AUGUUUCAUCUUUUAACAUUCUCAUCAUUAUUAAAUUUAUUUAAUAAUUCUUUUAUUAAUCCAUGUUCACUUGUAUCAAUUGAUUCACAAGACAGUUCAAGAUUAGAUAUUCAAUUAAGUAUAUUAGCUGAAUUAGUUUCUACAUUUCGAUCGUGUCUUAAUGAUAUUAAUGCACAUGUUAUACAUGUUUCAUUAAAUACUUUACGAACAUUAUUACCGGUUGCUCUAGCUCAACUUAUAGAUGAUAUUGAUUUUCGAAUAUUAACUUAUCUUGAACAACAACAACAAUUAAAAACCACAAAUCGAUCAUGGCUUGAUCGUUGUAUUGAUAUUAUUUUUCAUUGUCUUACUGAUGAUGAUACACGUGUUCGUCAAUCAGCUGCUUCGAUUUUUGCUAAUGUGUUAAGACCAACAACAAUUCGACCAUUUUUUCAUAAUCAAUAUGAUGAACUUCGUUUACUUAUACAUUUUAUUAAAAAUCCAUUUAUAUUACAUGAUUUUAAUAAUUUACAACUAUUACUCGAUAUUAUUAAUUUAAUCUUUUCAAAUUUAUCAAAUAAUGCAAAUGAUAUCAAUGAUAUUCAAUCAGCAGAAAAAAUUUUUCAUUUUUUAAUCAAAAUUUUAUCUAUAUUUGCUUGUGUUGUUGAAGAUACAAUUCCAUCAAUUCCACAAACAUCAAAAAUAAAUUUUCCACCUAUUCCUGGAUCAUCUCAACAAAUAAAAAUAUGUUUUGAAAGUAGCACAAAUGAUUCAAGUAAUUCGAAAAUUGAACUAUUUUAUUUAUAA
Molecule: messenger RNA, 786 nt
Organism: Rotaria sp. Silwood2
Lineage: Eukaryota; Metazoa; Rotifera; Eurotatoria; Philodinida; Philodinidae
Source: the annotation of a GenBank genome assembly